AUGCGUUUUCGUAAACUGACUCUACUUAUGUGGAAAAAUUACCGAUGGCGUCGACAUUUCUGGGUAUGGACGCUGAUAGAAGCCUUAGUACCAGUUUUCAUAGCUAUUUAUAUACCGUACGUGAUUCUGCUGAAACCAAAUUCGUGGGCUAAAUCAACCGUUACUAAAUAUCAGUCAUCGUUUAAUCCCACGAAUAAUAAAACUUUCAUACUGUAUAAAACAGUUUUAACUAAUGUAUUAGCUUACACACCUUGGAAUCCGUCCAAUCAACAGAUCGUAGAAAAUGUCGUAAAUAUAUUGAAUGGACUUUCUAUCGAAGACUACGAAAACACUAAGAAAACAAUGACGGUGAAAAACUUUUCGAGUGAAAAUGAUUUAGAAUCGUUCAUGUUUAAUCGUACUGCUUGCGGCACGUGUAUUGGAAUUGUUUUCGAACAAUCGUCGCAUGAUGUAUUUCGGUAUAAGUUGAGAUUGAAUGAUUUUACCAAAACAUUAGGAUCACGUGUGUUGAGAGAAAAACCUGCGCCUGCUCAACAUGACGUAUACGUAGAAAGAGGCUUCGCAGGAAUCCAGUUGUUAUUGAAUGAAGAAUUUAUACGCAUGCAAAUUAAUAAAACAGAUUGGCAUCCACCCGAGUUUCAUCCAGCAUUCCUGGAAUUUCCUGUUCCUGAAUACGAAACCAGCACAAUUCCUAGGAAUGGUUUUAUAACCAUAGCGUCUCUAAGCAUUAUCAUUACUUCUGUAGCAUUAUCUAUUCCUUUCAUAAAUGCUGUUAUUCAAGAGAAAGAAACCGGUGUUAUGGAAUUAAUGAAGAUACACGGUGUAGAAGAAUGGAUGAUUUGGCUUAGUUGGCUAAUUCACGCCUUUAUAGUGCCUGCAAUAUCGCUAACUUUGAUGACAUUGGUUUUCAAAACCUCCGCAUUAAGUAAUGGCAUAGAACUUGUCCGUUACGUGUCUUUUCCAGCUCUUUGGUUGCUGUUUAUGAUGUACAGUCUCGCAAAUAUAUCGUUCAUUUGCUUGUUUUGCGCAAUUUUUCACAAAGGUAUCGUUGCUUCUUUCACUUUCAUAGUUGUGCUGAUCGCUAAUUUUCUAUGGAUCGCUUUUUACCACGAAUUAAACCUUCAGAGCACCGCGAUAUUUAUUGCUUUAAUUCCAGCCUCUGCUUUUGCUAUAGCUAUUGAAACUGUGCAAAAAUACGAACUUCUAGGCGAAUCAUUUGGUCUGACAUCUUUCGGAUCCAUUUUUUAUUCAGUUGGUAUGCUACUAUUUGAUAUUGUUCUAUACUCAUUGCUCACAUUAUACAUUACAUCUAUAAAUCCUGGAACCCACGGUGUGCCGAAAAAACCUUUAUUUUUUCUGGAAUCUCUUUUAAAAAAAGAUGAAAAGAAGAAAGAAUCGACGAAUGAAUUACAAAUAUUGACCGGUACACAAAUAAAUUACAACGAAUCUUCGUCCUCUCAGCUCAGACCAUUGAUAACGAUUAAAAAUCUAACCAAACAGUACGGAUCUUCGUAUGCCAUUAGUGCAGUUGAUCUUGUAAUUUAUGAAAACGAAAUAAUUGCUGUUUUAGGACAUAAUGGAGCUGGUAAAACUGCUCUUUUAACUUCAAUAGCAGGUUUAAGCUCGUACGAUGAAGGGACCUUAUUUUACAGAGGAGCCGAAUUGAAAGAUAACUUGGACACAUUGCGAACAAAUUUGGGAAUUUGUUUUCAAGAAGAUAGAUUAUUCGAUUAUUUAUCGGUUGCGGAUCAUCUUAAAUUUUACGCUAUGUGUUUAAUAAUAGGUGGUAUCGGAGCUGCGAAGUUGAUAACUAUUGAUACUCGUAUUGUUUAG
Molecule: messenger RNA, 1833 nt
Organism: Planococcus citri (citrus mealybug)
Lineage: Eukaryota; Metazoa; Arthropoda; Insecta; Hemiptera; Pseudococcidae
Product: phospholipid-transporting ATPase ABCA3-like
Exons: 10
Coding region: 1-1833 (610 amino acids)
Biological process (GO): transmembrane transport
Cellular component (GO): membrane
Molecular function (GO): ATP binding; ATP hydrolysis activity; ABC-type transporter activity
Source: RefSeq, a predicted model, not a curated record